Molecule: messenger RNA, 1617 nt
Organism: Daucus carota subsp. sativus
Lineage: Eukaryota; Viridiplantae; Streptophyta; Magnoliopsida; Apiales; Apiaceae
Product: cytochrome P450 734A1
Exons: 5
Coding region: 48-1556 (502 amino acids)
Molecular function (GO): iron ion binding; monooxygenase activity; heme binding
Source: RefSeq, a predicted model, not a curated record
CUGCAACACCUAGUUUUGUGCAACAUUUGAUUUCUUUUCUUACAUCCAUGGCUUCAUUGUUUGUUAUUAUCUUUCUAACUGUUGCAUGCUUCAAAGUCUUGUACUCAGUGAUAUGGGUUCCAUGGAGAAUCCAACAAUUAUUCAGAAAACAAGGUGUAAACGGCCCGAAUUAUCGUCCAUUUUACGGGAACACAGCAGAGAUGACACACAUGACAAAAGAAGCUCUGUCAAAAUCCAUUUCUAGCUUGAAUCAUGAUAUUUUACACCGAGUCUCACCGGAUUAUUAUCAGUGGUCAGCUAAGUAUGGCAAGACGUUUUUGUGCUGGUUCGGGAUGAGGCCGAGGCUGGUUUUGGUGGAUCCGGAUAUGAUCAAAGAUGUAAUGCUGAAAACAACUGAUACGAAUGAUCGGGAUGACUAUAAUCCUUUGUCUAGGCUGCUGUUCGCACAGGGACUUCCGGGUUUGAUGGGUCACAAAUGGGCAGCUCAUCGAAAGAUAGAAGCUCCAGCAUUCAACGUGGAUAGAAUCAAGGCUUGGGUGCCGGGGAUAGUAGCCACUGUAACAAUAAUGCUGAAUAAUUGGGAACAAAAAAUAGGAGAAAAAAUUGAAUUUGAGGUGGAUGUUCACCAAGAAAUUCAUAAUCUGUCAGCUGAGGUUAUAUCUGAAAUAGCCAUUGGGAGUGAUUUCGAAGAGGGGAGGCGCAUCUUUGAAAUACUACAGCAACAAGAGAUCCUUGCUCAUCAGGCUAUGCACAAUGUUUACAUUCCUGGAUUCAGGUUCUUGCCCACUAAAAUGAACAAGCUGAGAUGGAGAUUAGAGAAGGAAAGCCGAGAUAUAAUGAGGAUGGUUGUUGAGAGACAUGGAAAAACAAGUGAAAAUUCGACGAAUGUCUUGAGCAGGUUAAUGCCUGGUAGCAACAUGAAUAAACAUGGACCGGGGUUGGAAAUUGAGGAAAUCAUUGACGAGUGCAAGACUAUUUUCUAUGGGGGAAAAGAAGCAGUAGCCAAUGCUUUGGCUUGGGCUCUUCUUCUUCUAGCACAGCACCAAGAAUGGCAAAACAAAGCCCGUGAGGAAGUUCUUCGCGUGUGCAAAGGCAAUGAGCAUCUAGCUGCAGAGAACUUGCAAGAGUUGAAGAUUGUUGGUUUGAUAAUCAAAGAAACACUCCGACUCUAUCCUGUUGAUAAUAGCAUCUCCAGACGGACCUUGAAGAAUGUAAAAGUUGGCAGCUUAAACAUCCCAGCCGGAACAGAAGUCUACGUGCCACAAUCUGCCGUCCAUCAUGACACAAAGAUAUGGGGAGCAGACGCGAAUGAGUUCAAUCCUGCAAGGUUUGAGAACCCUCCAAAGCAUUUGGGCGCGUACUUUCCAUUUGGGCUAGGCGCCAGAAUUUGUAUUGGCCGAAAUCUGGCAAUGGUGGAAGCUAAAAUCAUCCUAGCUAUGAUCAUCAAGAAGUUUUCCUUCGAGGUCUCACCAUCAUAUGUCCAUGCUCCAAUGAUGGUGUUCACUUUGCGGCCUCAGUAUGGUGCUCAUAUCCUUGUUAGGAGGAUCAGUAAUUGAUGAUUGUACAUCCAGAAUGUAAAUUUAUGCAUAAGCUAUCUUUUCUUUUCUUUUUUGACAA